UUGUAACUCAGCACACUUUGGAGUGUCCUCACGAACAUCAGGAGGGAUGAAGAAGCUGAACAUGGAUUCUUGGAGAGAAAUGUUUUAUGAGAAGAUAGAGGAGGUGAAGCCACAAGAUCACUGGGACCUAAAGAUGCACCAGAACCUUGAUUACAAUGACUUGGGACCUGGUUGGAAACAAUCACUGCAAGAACAUGCAUUUGCCAGCUUCCAGUGCUCAUGGUGCCAGCAUUUCUGGUCAUCAGUUCAAGUGGUUAUUCUGUUCCACAUGUACCUGGACCAGCACAGGAGAAAAGGUUGGGUGAAGAUGAGAGUCUUUAGACAAGAAUGUUAUGAGUGCUCCGAGGGUAAGUUAGAAGAGCCAAAUUUCAAGGAGGAAAGUGUCCAGAGGGUCUUAGAGAACUUGGUCAUCAGCAUUAGGGAGAAAUGCUAUGGAGAGUAUGUGGCCCAGUUAUCUGAGGUUACAGUGAUAGGACAGCACUAUGGACCACAUCGGAGUGACCAUUGUGAGGCUUGUCGGUUGGGAAUACAUCAGAGGCCCAAGCACAUGAUGUAUUAUGGAAGACCCAAAGACACAGUGUACCAUGGGACAUCCAAAGACACAAUGUCACCGGUUCAGCUACCAUCACACGAUUUACCCCAGGACACGAUUUGCUGUGAUUUCAAGCUUUGCUGUGUUUUCUGUAUUAUUUGCAUUUUCAUUUUAAUUUAUAUGCACAGUUGGAUACUAAAGCUAUUCAAAUAGUGGGGGUAACACCCCCCCCCCGAGUCAUGAAUAAUUGCAAAUACAGUCAACUAGUUUGGUUUGCUCUUACUGGUGAGCUUGUAUUAAUUAUUUUACCUGUGUGUGUAGAUAAUUGCUAGGGAUUCAAGAACAUUUUUGAAAGUCCCCCCCAAACGUCAUGAAUUCUGGUGGGAAUGAAUCUGCGUCGGAAAAUUCCAACCAGAACUACAUCAGUCAUCCCUCGCUUUUCUCUAGUUAUUGUUCUCCUGUUUGAAAACUUCCAGUUGGCUAAUCAAGGAGCAGAAACGAUACCACAUGAUUUAGGUCACCAACCACACACCAGGAGUAAUGAAUGGCUAAAACGAACAGUUUGUGAACAGCCCCAGAGACUGAAAUUAUUUGUCUGGACUAUUUGGCAAAUCCGAAUAACCAACACGUUGGAUCCAGGAACCCAGAAAGGAGCUACAUUAAUAAUGAACAUGAUUUGUGAUGACUGAUGCAGUUGAUUCUAUCUGUUACCUUCCUGCUUUUUAAGGCAUUUGACAUUGAAAACUGAACAACAGGAGAGAGACUGGAUUUAGCAACUGAACUAUUUGAGGAAAGAUGGGCCAAAGGAAAUGAACUAAUUCAAAAGAGAAUCAUAGCAAUGUCAGGCUGGAGGGGAACUCAAGAGGUCAUCUAGUCCACCACCCGCCAUGCCAAGGCAGGAUAAAAUAAACCUAGACCAUCCCGGAUAGAAGUUUGUCUCCCCUGCUUUCAAAAACGUUCAGUGACGGAGAUUCCACAGCCUGACUUGGUAACCUGUUCCAGUGCCUAGCUAUCCCUAACGUUUUUCCUGAUAUCCAGCCUAAAUCACCAUUGCUGCAAACAAAGCCCAUUGCUUGUUGUCCUACCCUUGGUGGACAUGGAGAAUAGUUGAUCACUGUCCUCUUGCCUUUGACAUAGUUGAAGAGAGUUAUCACAUCCUCCCUCAGCCUCCUCUUCGCUAGACUAAACAUGCCAAAAUUGUGGAUCCAACUGUUACAAAAAUGAUAUGUAUCCCUAAUGCAACUCAUAACACCGACUGCUUCGCUGCGAUGUAGUCAGUUACCUUUUGUGUUUGUCACCCUUUUUCCCCCUUGUGCAGGAAAUGAAUUGUUCCGUCAAUAACUGUGUCUCUCUUUAAAAAAAAGUAGGUAACUGAAAAAGCCAAGGUGAUGGGGAAGCUUAGUUGCUGUCUCUUUAAAUGCCCUAAUGCAGGUUGGGUAGUUACAAAGCCACAUGUGUAAUGUUGUGGUUAACAGUGAAGCAACUCUUUGGUUUGCCCUCAAAAUGGGUUGUUCCUGUUGACUAAUAUACUUAGUCUGACUAGCAUACUUACAUUUUAUGCUGGUAAAAGAUCCCUCACUGGCCCCCUCGAGGAUUGAACUCAUAACCCUAAGUUUAGUAGGCCAAUGCUCAAACCACUGAGCUAUUCUUGCCCCCUUUGCC
Messenger RNA from Mauremys reevesii (Reeves's turtle), 2194 nucleotides. RefSeq names its product receptor-transporting protein 1-like. The transcript is spliced from 2 exons. The coding region runs from base 47 to 745 and encodes 232 amino acids. Gene Ontology annotation, molecular function: olfactory receptor binding. Lineage: Eukaryota; Metazoa; Chordata; Testudines; Geoemydidae. The record is from RefSeq and is a predicted model, not a curated record. Gene Ontology annotation, biological process: protein insertion into membrane; protein targeting to membrane; detection of chemical stimulus involved in sensory perception of bitter taste. Gene Ontology annotation, cellular component: cell surface.